This is a messenger RNA of Procambarus clarkii (red swamp crayfish), 8536 nucleotides long. The record is from RefSeq and is a predicted model, not a curated record. NCBI's taxonomy places the organism in Eukaryota, Metazoa, Arthropoda, Malacostraca, Decapoda, Cambaridae.
AUGUAUAAGCUUGUUGGUUCUUCACCAGGGGUUGCUGACGGUCUGGUACCACCAGCUGACGCUCUGGUAUCACCAGCUGACGGUCAGGUACCACCAGCUGACGCUCUGGUACCACCAGCUGACGCUCUGGUAUCUCCAGCUGACGCUCUGGUACCACCAGCUGACGCUCUGGUAUCACCAGCUGACGCUCUGGUACCACCAGCUGACGCUCUGGUACCACCAGCUGACGCUCUGGUAUCUCCAGCUGACGGUCUGGUACCACCAGCUGACGCUCUGGUAUCACCAGCUGACGGUCUGGUACCACCAGCUGACGCUCUGGUAUCUCCAGCUGACGGUCUGGUACCACCAGCUGACGCUCUGGUAUCACCAGCUGACGGUCUGGUACCACCAGCUGACGCUCUGGUAUCACCAGCUGACGGUCUGGUACCACCAGCUGGCACUCCGGCACCUUCAGCACCAUCAGCUGACACUCUGGUACCUUCAGCACCAUUAGCUGACACUCCGGCACCUUCAACACCAUCAGCUGACACUCCGGCACCAUCAGCUGACACUCCAGCACCUUCAGCGCCAUCAGCUGACACUCCGGCACCUUCAGCGCCAUCAGCUGACACUCCGGCACCUUCAGCACCAUCAGCUGACACUCCGGCACCUUCAGCACCAUCAGCUGACACUCCGGCACCUUCAGCUGACACUCCGACACCACCAGCACCAUCAGCUGACACUCCAGCACCUUCAGCACCAUCAGCUGACACUCCGGCACCUCCAGCACCAUCAGCUGACACUCCGGCACCUUCAGCACCAUCAGCUGACACUCUGGUACCUUCAGCACCAUCAGCUGACACUCCGGCACCUUCAACACCAUCAGCUGACACUCCGGCACCAUCAGCUGACACUCCGGCACCAUCAGCUGACACUCCAGCACCUUCAGCACCAUCAGCUGACACUCCGGCACCAUCAGCUGACACUCCGGCACCAUCAGCUGACACUCCGGCACCAUCAGCUGACACUCCGGCACCUCCAGCACCAUCAGCUGACACUCCGGCACCUUCAGCACCAUCAGCUGACACUCUGGUACCUUCAGCACCAUCAGCUGACACUCCGGCACCUUCAACACCAUCAGCUGACACUCCGGCACCAUCAGCUGACACUCCGGCACCAUCAGCUGACACUCCAGCACCUUCAGCACCAUCAGCUGACACUCCGGCACCUCCAGCACCAUCAGCUGACACUCCGGCACCUUCAACACCAUCAGCUGACACUCCGGCACCUUCAGCUGACGGUCCGUCACCACCAGCUGACACUACAGCACCACCAUGUGACCCGCACCAUCAGCUCACACUCCCACAUCAACUGACUCUCACCCAGCCCCAGUUGACGCUCCCACAUCAGCUGACGCUCACCCAGCCCCAGCUGACGCUCCCACAUCAGCUGACGCUCACCCAGCCCCAGCUGACGCUCCCACAUCAACUGACUCUCACCCAGCCCCAGCUGACGCUCCCACAUCAGCUGACGUUCCCACAGCAGCUGACGCUCCUACAGCAGUUGACGCUCCCACAGCAGCUGACGCUCCUACAGCAGUUGACGCUCCCACAGCAGCUGACGCUCCUACAGCAGCUGACGCUCCCACAGCAGCUGACGCUCCUACAGCAGCUGACGCUCCCACAGCAGCUGACGCUCCUACAGCACCUGACGUUCCCACAGCAGCUGACGCUUCCACAGCAGCUGACGCUCCUACAGCAGCUGACGCUCCUACAGCCCCAGCUGACACUCACCCAGACCCAGGUGACACUCCCACAGCACCAGCUGACAUAUAUUUCCAAAAAACUACCUCAGAUUUCCGAAAAACAGCCUCAUAUUUCAAAAAAACGGUCUCAUAUAUCUGAAAAACGGUCUCAAAUUCCUGAAAAACGGCCUCAUAUUUCUGAAAAACUGCCUCGGUUUCGUAUUUUUGUAAAACGGUCUCACAUUUCUAAAAAACAGUCUCGUCUUAGUGAAAAACAGCCUCAUCUUAGUGAAAAACUGCCUGAUAUUUCUGAAAAACAGCCUCAUCUUGGUGAAAAACUGCCUGAUAUUUCUGAAAAACAGCCUCAUCUUGGUGAAAAACUGCCUGAUAUUUCUGAAAAACAGCCUCAUCUUAGUGAAAAACUGCCUGAUAUUUCUGAAAAACAGUCUCAUCUUAGUGAAAAACUGCUUCAUAUUUCUGAAAAACAGCCUCAUCUUAGUGAAAAACUGCCUGAUAUUUCUGAAAAACAGCCUCAUCUUGGUGAAAAACUGCCUGAUAUUUCUGAAAAACAGCCUCAUCUUGGUGAAAAACUGCCUGAUAUUUCUGAAAAACAGCCUCAUCUUAGUGAAAAACUGCUUCAUAUUUCUGAAAAACAGCCUCACCUUAGUGAAAAACUACCUCAUAUUUCUGAAAAACAGCCUCACAUUUCCAAAAAACGGCCUUGUAUUUUUGAAAAACAGCUUCAUAUUUCUGAUGAACGGCUAAAACUACCUGAAAUUUCACUGACAUCACUUGGACUUGACUUUUGCCUGUGUGGCGUUUCUGUGGUAUCACAAAUAGCACUGUCUGAAGUUCCCACAAAACAUCCCGAGGUUUCUGGAGUACCACGGGUUCUCCCCGAGGUUUCUGGAGCACCACCGGCGCUCCUCGAGGUUUCUGGAGCACCACCGGCGCUCCUCGAGGUUUCUGGAGCACCACCGGCGCUCCUCGAAGUUUCUGGAGCACCACCGGCGCUCCUCGAAGUUUCUGGAGCACCACCGGCGCUCCUCGAAGUUUCUGGAGCACCACGGGUUCUCCCCGAGGUUUCUGGAGCACCACCGGCGCUCCUCGAAGUUUCUGGAGCACCACCGGCGCUCCCCGAGGUUUCUGGAGCACCACCGGCGCUCCUCGAGGUUUCUGGAGCACCACCGGCGCGCCUCGAGGUUUUUGGAGCACCACCGGCGCUCCCCGAAGUUUCCAGAGCACCGCCGGCGCUCCUCGAAGUUUCCAGAGCACCGCCGGCGCUCCUCGAAGUUUCUGGAGCACCACCGGCGCUCCUCGAGGUUUCUAGAGCACCACCGGCGCGCCCCGGGGUUUCUGGAGCACCGCCGGCGCGCCUCAAAGUUUCUGGAGCACCACCGGCGCUCCUCGAGGUUUCUGGAUCACCACCGGCGCGCCCCGGGGUUUCUGGAGCACCACCGGCGCUCCUCGAAGUUUCUGGAACGCCACCGGCGCUCUUCGAAGUUUCUGGAGCACCACGGGUUCUCCCCGAGGUUACUGGAGCACCACCAGCGCGUCUCGAGGUUUCUGAAGUACCACCGGCGCUCCCCGAAGUUUCCAGAGCACCGCCGGCGCUCCUCGAAGUUUCCAGACUAACACCAGUAAAUUAUGAACAAUCUCUCAUGAUGGCUUCUGGCCGUCAGAGUUUACGUCCCAUGCCAAGAGUAACAAGCCCGCGUCUUCACUGCCUAAACACACACCACCAGCCAAGUCUGAAUGGUGGAGAAGCAAGGUGUAACAAUCGUAUAGAGAUUCUGACCCCACCAGAAGAAGAGGAAGCUACCAUUAUAUCUGCAAGAGACAAGUUUGCCCCAAGAUUUUCUCCGUCCAUGUUGACACCACCUGCAGAAGGCAUGUUGCAAUACAAGCAACAGAACUCUGAAUUUUGUUCUACUCAACGCGCGCUCCACACCCGGCAGCUAUACUGGCCGCAGCAGCCUGAUGCACAGUGUCUGUCUUCGUUAAAUCAACCCCCAUGGGGUUCACCCUGGCAAUAUUACAUGCACCAUACUCAAACUGCACAGUACUCACAGUAUUGCCAAUCAUUACAGGGUUUACUUGGUCAGAAUCUUUCAUGUCAGCACCCCCAGGGUUCACUUGCUCAAGACCUUCCAUCACGUUAUCAGCACCCACAGGGUAAUCUUCCAUCGCAUCAUCAGCAACCCCAGGGUUCACCUGCUCAGGACCUUCCAUCACGUUAUCAGCACCCACAGGGUAAUCUUCCAUCGCAUCAUCAGCAACCCCAGGGUUUACCUGCUCAAAAGCCAUUACAUCAUCAGCAACCCCAGGGUUCACCUGCUCAGAAUCCAUCACAUCAUCAGCAACCCCAGGGUUUACCUGCUCAAAAUCUUCCAUCACAUCAUCAGCAACCCCAUGGUUCAUCUGCUCAAAAUCCAUCACAUCAGCAACCACAGGGUUCACCUGCUCAAAAUCCAUCACAUCAGCAACCACAGGGUUCACCUGCUCAGAACCCAUCAUAUCAUCAGCAACCACAGGGUUCACCUGCUCAGAAUCCAUCACAUCAUCAGCAACCCCAGGGUUCACCUGCUCAGAACCCAUCACAUCAUCUGCAACCCCAGGGUUCAUUUGCUCAAAAUCCAUCACAUCAGCAACCACAGGGUUCACCUGCUCAGAACCCAUCAUAUCAUCAGCAACCACAGGGUUCACCUGCUCAGAAUCCAUCACAUCAUCAGCAACCCCAGGGUUCACCUGCUCAGAACCCAUCACAUCAUCAGCAACCACAGGGUUCAUCUGCUCAGAAUUCAUCACAUCAUCAGCACCCCCAGGGUUCAUCUGCUCAGAAUCCAUCACAUCAGCAACCACAGGGUUCAUCUGCUCAGAAUCCAUCACAUCAUCAGCAACCACAGGGUUCACCUGCUCAAAAUCUUACAUCGCAUCAUCAGCAGCCCCAUGGUUCACCUGCUCAGUAUCCAUAUCAUCAACAAUUCUGGGGUUCACCUGCUCAGAAUAUUCCAUUACAUCAUCAGCACUACAAGCGUUCUGCUCAGAAUUCAUCACAUCAUCAGCAACUUUGGGGUUCACCACAUUACCAAGCUCUCCAAGGUUCAUUUGUUCAGUACCCACAAUCUCAACAACUCUUGCAGGGUACAUAUACACAAUAUCCACUCCAUUACCAGUUUCAACAAGGUUCAUUCGCACAAUAUCAGUCACUAAAUCAAUCCCCACAUUGUUUUAAACAAUACCCAAAAGAGCAUCCAGCUUCACAAAGUUCUCAUAUACAAUAUCUACCUCCACAUUUGCAAACCCCACAGAAUUCACCUGCUCAGUAUCCAGUAUACCACAAAUCCCCAAAGUGCCCUAUUACUCAACAUCAUCAAAAAUAUACACACACUCAGUAUUCUGAAUCUACAGAUUCAGGAAGACAUAUUACACAGUUAUUGACUUGGUCCAAAAAUUAUGAACCAAAGAGUCAGUAUCAACAUCAACAAUGGCAGCACUUCCACUCCACAUCACAACAGCAUACAGCGCAAAAUUAUUACCACAAAAAAUUAAGGGGAAAAACACAAAAUCGGCAACAUUUGGGAGACGAGCAUCUGCCAUCCAGUGAAGUACAAAUGCAUGAUCAACACAUCCUAAGCAAGCAGGACUCUCAGACUGCAAGAGUGCUAACACACACAACUCACCACACGGCGUCCCAGUCAUUGGCAGAGCAACAAAUACCAUCUACUAAACCUAAUUAUGAAGAGCAACAUAAGAGGCUUCAGAGCUUAUCAUCUAAUGCCCUGAAUCUUAACAAAGGGUCUGAAAGCAGCUUACGUCAAAUGGUUCCUAUGAAGUUUGACAAUGGAGUCCAGGAUACAAACUUGAGACCAAGAGACGUCUUUCAGCAACAAAUGAACCUCCAAAGACCAAUGACAAACACUUUGAAUCACACCUACAAUUUAGAGGGAACCGGUGAACAUCAGUUUGAAUUGCCUACUCAACAACAAAGCCAAGAUAAUACUCAGAACUCGUGUCAAAAGAUCUGCACUGUUGACAAUGUGGUCCGGAAUGAUUACCUUAACAGUGAAAAUCAACUAAGUAAUGUAUAUUUAAUUGAAUACGUCUCAGAAUCUUCAGCUAUUUUUUGUCAUACUUGUGACAGUAGAGUUACUAGGGAAAAUUUCCUUGACCAUCUGUUUUUUGGCAGACUUCAGUGUAAUCACUGUUGUGAUAUUAUUGUGAACUGCAGAAGCUUGCAGCAUGUUAGGAGGUUUCCCGGAAAGUGCAUGAAACAUAAGAAUUAUAAACAUAACUUUAGCAAGUGGCUUGAAUGCCCAAUCGAUUACUUAAAAUACCAUAUUACUCUAAAGCUCAAAGGUUUUGGAAAAUAUAAAAAUGUUUCCCAACCAAAUGGGGAAAAUUUUGCCAGGUCAUUUGCUGCCUACUUGAAUAACUUAAAAAUCUUAGACAAAGUAAAUCCGUGGAUGUCUGCCAUUAGCCAGUGUCAAGAAUACUUGGAUUGCUCUGGUGUAUUACUCGAGCUCUGUUCCAAGACAUCAUCUGGUGAAAAACUUAUAUAUCAAAAAAAUCUUGCUAAGCAAAGUACUAAUAUUCAAGAAACCAGUCCUGUCAUGCAAAGUUCUAAUGAGCAUCAAAACAAUCCUACUAUGCAGAGUAGUGAUGAGAAGCAGUACAAUUGUACCAUACAGAGCACCAAUGAUAAUCAAUGCAAUCCCAUGCAGAGCACUGAUGAGAAUCGAUGCAAUCCUGAUAAGCAUAGUUCUCAUAAAAAUCAAAACCAAACCAAACAGAAUGCCCAAGAAUUUAAAAAUAAAAAACAGAGAAGCUACACCAAAACUUUAUGGAAAAAUGAUAAUAAUCAUUCAAAGAGUCUAGGCAAGACUAGAGAGAAAAACAGCAGUGUCACAAAGCAGCAAAAUGAAAAAAAUAAGCCAAGAAAUAGCUUAGCAGUUGAACCCAAAAGUAUAGAGAAACACACACUAGGAAUUUCUUAUGAACAAAAGAAAGAGCAUCCCCCCAAAAAGGCACAGGAUGCCAAUAACAUUUCUUGCCAUGCAUGGGACAGGAAGGACCAGGUAACCAAACAAAGGAUUAUCAGGGACGCCAGUGAUAUUUCACGAACACAAGCAGGAGUAACAUUACAACCGGAGACUUGCCAGUCUGAAAGAAUAUUAGAAGGUGGAGUUCAGGAAUCGGAAGUACCAAUAGCUGAGCUUAACCCGAAUAAUUUGGUUAAAAAGAAUGGAAAAAGAAAAAUGAAUGAUUGUGACACUUAUGCAAAGCAUAGCAAGGCUCGGAAAACUGGGUUAGUGUGUAAUGAAGAAGCCAUUGCCAAUUUACACACUCAAGUACAGUUACAAUCAAAGGCUUGUUGGUCUCGAGGGUUGUUUCAAUGUGCAAAUUGGAAAUCGGAGGAGCUUUCUCAACAGGAACCUUGUGAGCUUAAAGUGACUUCACCUGUGUAUAAAUCUGAAGAAAUUUUACAGCAAGAAUUUUAUGAACUGGAACAAAUUUCUCAGCCCGAAGCUUGUGGGGCAGGAAUAUCUGUACAACAUGAAAUUGUACAAUCUAAAGUUAUAUCAGAAACUGAUUGCUGUAAGCCUGACCCAAUGCACCAGCUCGCCUGUCCUUCAGUUCCAGUACCACAGGUUACAGUUCGUGAACAAUACGCAACAUCUAAGCUUAAAAUUUCUGAUGUACGUGAACUGCAAACAAAGUUUUCACCUGUGGUUUGCCAAUCAGAGACAGCGUACCAGCUAGCUGGGAUCCAAUCAGAAAUGACAUCUCAGCUUCUUGCACAACCAUCAAAAGUAGACUCACAGUAUGAAACUUUUGAACUUUCUGAAGAUUCUAAUCAUUUCCCUGCACUAAAUCCAAACAGUAGCAUUUCAUGCAUUGAAUCUUCAACAGAACUCGCCACAGGAGUGCAAGAUGCCUCUGAUAUAGCCCCUUUAACAGAACUGGCCACAGGACCACAAUAUGGCUAUUGUAUGCCCACUUUAGGGAAACUGGCCCCAGAAGCACCACAAGAUGACUCUAAUGUGGAAGCUGCAAGUGGAUGCGUGAUUGAAUCUCCAAUAAGACCCGUCAUAGAAAUACCAGAUGUGGCUGCUGCAAUUGGGUACACAAUUGAGGAAGAUAGGAGUGGCUGCCUAACAAUAAAGAAGAAAGAAAUGUCCAGCUCAGUUGGAGAGAAGACAGCACAGAGGAAGAUACUAGAUUUACAGGCUGGGUGGAUCGAGGGUGCUAGUGAUGAUUCCGGUGCUGAGAUGGUGGCCCUUGUAGAGGAAUCAAGAUGUGGAGAAGAGAAGACACACGAAAAUAUGGAAAUGCAAAUUAAAAAUGAAUUGGAAGGUAUUGCAGUAUCAUUUCCUGAAGAAGAAUCCAAUCCAAGAAUAGAACAUUGGCCUAGACAGAUUUGGAAUCCAACAGUGGUCAAUGGAAUUCAGUUACCCAUGGACCAUGUGGAAGACAAUCGGUAUCUGGUGAUAAGAUACCCCGAGGAGGAGUGCCCAGAAGAAUGCCCUGAGUGCUAUUGCACCUUCUGUGCAUCCAUGUUAUACAUUAACUAUAAAACGUUGCUAAUCACUCUUGUCUGUCCUGAUUGCAAUCUUUCCAUUUUUAUUGUCCCUGAUGAGAUGUCUAUGAGCAGAUUUUCCAAAGAUGUAAAAAGGGCCAAUUGGUCACUGUAAAUGUGAAUAACAAAAUAUAAUUUUAAAGUGAUAUUUUACUGACAUGCACUUUUUAAUACAAGCUGCAUAUUGACAAAGAUGUAUGUACCAUACAUGUAAUAAAAUAUAUUUUUCUUAA